AAUGCUCAUCUAAGGAACACACCGAUAAAACAUCAGCUGAUUAUCUUUCUUGGAAAGAGUCACAUGCAAGCCAUUGUGAAGUGAACCAUGUGGGUUCCUCUGAAGAAAUGGAGUCCUCAGGAGCAGUUAGCAUCUUCAGUCGUAGCAUUGAGAAGAGGAAGCUGAUAUAUUCUACCUUUGUGGGAGAUGGUGAUAGCAGCUGUUUUGGUAGAGUCAAUUCAAAAAUGAUUGAACUUUACGGAGACAAAUAUCCAGUGGUUAAGGAGGAAUGUGUUGGCCAUGUGCAGAAGAGAUUAGGGACUGCCCUCAGAAAUUACAAGAGAAAUAUAAAGAUGGCUGGCCUAAAGAUGUCGGAUGGAGGAAAGGUUGAUGGAAGGGGUCGACUCACUGACAAUUUUGUGGACAGAAUGCAAAAAUAUUAUGGAAGAGCCAUACGUGAAAAUGCAGGUGAUUUACACCAAAUGAAGAACAGUGUAUGGGCAAUCUAUCAUCACAUGAUAAAAGAUGAUUCAUGUACCCUAGAGGAGCAGCAUAAGCUAUGUCCCAAAGGUGAAGGCACCUGGUGCAAAUUUUGGAAGGCUCCAGAAGAAUAUAAAGAGGACAACCGCCUUCCUUGUGUUUUUAUUGAUGAACUGAAGCCAAUUUUCAUUAGGCUUACUAAUGAUGAUUUAUUGAAGAGGUGUUUGCAGGGACAAACCCAGAAUCGAAAUGAGAGCAUUAAUGGACAGUUAUGGUCAAGAUGCCCCAAGAGCCGUUAUUGUGGAAAGAGACGAGUUGUCAUUGCAGUUUGUGAGACUGUUGGGGUGUUUAACACAGGAGCUGCAAGUAAAGCAUCCCUUCUGGAAUCCUGUGGAAUCUCUCCUGGCAGGAAUAUGUUAAAAGCAUUGAAGAAGGAGGACCAGGAAAGAAUUGCCUCAGCUGCUCACAAGAUCAGCUCAAAAUAUCGAAAGCGGCGACAGACCAUUCGGUCUAUGAAAAAUUCAAAGGCUGACAAGUUGGCUUAUCAGGCUGGAGCAUUUGGCACAAGUUUCAAACCAGAGACAGAUGGAAGAAAGAAAAAGAAAAAUCCUCCUAAGAAAAAGAAGUCAACAGUAGCUUUGCCUGCUCCAUCUUCAUCAAGUGGACUUGACAUUGUAUUUGUUGUCCCGGAUGUGGAAUUUGUAGCUAAAGAAAGAACUGAGCAAAAGUAAUCUAUUCAAACCAGUCUGUGCCCUAUUUGGUUGAGAAAACAUUCACACAUCAAAUGUGGACAUGCUAGACCACUUGUAUCCAUUAAGACUACGCUUAGUGUUUUGUUAGAAUCAUUUUAGUGCUCUAUCAUUAUGUGUUGAACUUUGUCUUGCAUUUUCUUCAAUUAGCAUUUCUUUACACACUGAGUACUAAAACAGGCAUAGUUGGUUUGCUAUUUACCUAUAUUAUACAAAAUUUCCAGGGCUUGUUCCUGGAGUGAUGUUCUAUGCAAUGAAUUAUAAUUUUUUGAAUUUGUCGCUUUCGAUCAUUGUUGCUAUGGAAACAAAUAUGCCAAGCCUUAAAUGGCGAGGAUUUUUAAGAAACAAAAAGUUAGUAAUUCAUUGCAUAGAGCACUGUGUUUUGAUAAUUUCCAGCAAUUUUUGAGUCAAAUAGGUGAAUAUUCCUUGAGAAAUACAUGUCUUAAGGCACAACCUUCUCA
Molecule: messenger RNA, 1669 nt
Organism: Pocillopora damicornis (cauliflower coral)
Lineage: Eukaryota; Metazoa; Cnidaria; Anthozoa; Scleractinia; Pocilloporidae
Source: RefSeq, a predicted model, not a curated record